UGAUAGGGUGUGGGUAUGGUGGUCGCGGCAGGUGUAGAGUCUAACUUUAAAGUAGGCCAGCCUGUUGCUUACAUGCUUUCUGGAGCCUUUUCUGAAUACAAGGUUCUGCCGUCCAGCUCUGCCAUCCCACUUCCAUCACUGAAGGCAGAGUACAUCACACUUUUGGGCAGUGGCCUGACUGCAGCCAUUUGCCUUGAUGAGGUUGGAGAGUUGAAGAAGGGGGAGACAGUUCUUGUUACAGCUGCUGCUGGUGGGACAGGACAGUUUGCAGUACAGCUGGCCAAGAAAGCAGGCUGCCAUGUCAUUGGGACAUGUUCUACCGAUACAAAAAUGGAGUUUCUUAGGAGCAUCGGCUGUGAUCGUCCAAUCAACUACAAGAAGGAGGACUUGAAUGAAGUAUUGAAGACUGAAUAUCCAAAAGGAGUUGAUGUAGUCUAUGAGUCUGUUGGAGCACAGAUGUUUGACACCUGUGUGAACAGGCUGGCUCUGAAGGGCAGGCUAAUUGUGAUUGGGUUCAUCGCAGGGUACAAAUCUGACACAGGCUACACGCCCAUCAGGGGAGGGGCUACCCUCCCUCCGAAGUUAUUGACUAAGUCGGCCAGUGUGCGUGGGUUUCUCCUGAGCCACUAUACCGACCUGUGGGUGGAGUACUAUCAGCGCCUGGUGUCCAUGUACAAUGCCGGAGACCUGGUGUCACAGGUGGACAGGGGCGAGGCUUCUGGGACAGGUGUCUUUAACAAAGGACUGCAGUCUAUACCUGACGCUGUGGAGUAUCUCUACACCGGUCAGAGCAAAGGCAAGAUCAUCGUCGAGUUUCCAGAAGGAAACAGCAAGCUGUAGUAUCAACUGGAUUGUGUCCGAGUUUUAUCUAUCUCUCACAUACAGAAUUUCUGAUCGAAAGCAGUAUUAAUCAUUGAUGAUAAUAAUCAAUUCUGAUUGCUACCAAAUACGAUAGUGAUAUUCCAUUUCUCCUCAAGAAAUGUAAUUGUCUUUUAUAAUAGCGCAGGAUAGUUUAAUGAAGAUAACAUUUUUGGUAUAGCCACUGUCAAAUGGGUUAUGUUGGAUACAUAGGCACUUCAGCAAUGAUGCUCGCAAUAGUCUUUUGCUCUUAUUAUAAUUGAAAGCUCUUGCCAGUUGUACUGUGUUGUUUUGAUUUGAGGAAGAAUUGAGAAUGAAAAUUUAUGAAAAUGUUUACAUGGGUCUGACUUUACAUCACACUAUUUUCAGGCACAAGGUAUUUUUACUGUUUGCCAGUUCAGUUGGUGAUAUUUACAGUUUGUCUGUAUUGCAUAAUGCAUUGUAUUGCAUUAUAAUACAAAUGUUGUACACAACGAUGAGUAUCAUGCAAGAUAUAAUGGUCGUUGAUAACAAUGGCUAUUCCAUUAAUUGGAUUAUUUUGAAAAUAAAAACAGUAAGAUGUUCUUCAAAUUUUGGUAACUUUAUUUGAAAUUGUCGUUACUUCAGUAUAAAACGUGGGGUUCAUGUUAAAUACCACUUGGGCCAGCCAACACUGUACAAUGUGUUUUCUCCACCAGAAAUGC
Branchiostoma floridae (Florida lancelet) is the source of this 1541-nucleotide messenger RNA. RefSeq names its product prostaglandin reductase-3-like. The record is from RefSeq and is a predicted model, not a curated record. Gene Ontology annotation, molecular function: oxidoreductase activity; zinc ion binding. Gene Ontology annotation, cellular component: mitochondrion. NCBI's taxonomy places the organism in Eukaryota, Metazoa, Chordata, Leptocardii, Amphioxiformes, Branchiostomatidae. The transcript has 10 exons. Bases 16 to 840 code for a protein of 274 amino acids.